Molecule: messenger RNA, 1092 nt
Organism: Venustampulla echinocandica
Lineage: Eukaryota; Fungi; Ascomycota; Leotiomycetes; Helotiales; Pleuroascaceae
Product: putative actin-related protein 2 complex subunit 1
Exons: 3
Coding region: 1-1092 (363 amino acids)
Biological process (GO): Arp2/3 complex-mediated actin nucleation
Cellular component (GO): actin cytoskeleton; Arp2/3 protein complex
Molecular function (GO): actin filament binding
Source: RefSeq, a predicted model, not a curated record
AUGGCUUCUCCAGAGGUCCACCAUCUCUUCCACCACCCUAUCGCCGACCACUCCUUUUCUGCCGACAAGCAAACCUUGGCUGUUGCGAGAGACACCAGCGUGGAGCUUUACGGCCGAACAGGCAGCGGUUUCAAACUGAAGGAUGAGCUUAAAGGGCAUGACAAGACUGUCACCAGCGUGGAUAUUGCAUUAAACAGCGGGAGGAUUGUAACCUGUUCGCAAGAUCGAAAUGCUUUGGUCUGGGAACCAUCGCCAACAGGAUACAAACCAACCCUAGUUCUUCUACGCAUCAAUCGAGCAGCAACUUUCGUGCGUUGGUCGCCUUCGGAAACGAAAUUUGCCGUGGGAUCUGGCGCUAGAGUUAUUGCGAUCUGCUACUUCGAGGAAGAGAACGACUGGUGGGUAUCGAAGCACAUCAAGAAACCCAUCCGAAGCACUAUCACAACGGUGGCAUGGCAUCCUAAUUCCGUGCUGUUAGCCGCCGGGUCCACUGAUGCCCACGCAAGGGUAUUCUCGAGCUUUAUCAAAGGCGUGGAUGCUAGACCAGAACCGGGUGUGUGGGGAGAACGUCUGCCAUUCAACACUGUUUGUGGGGAGUAUCUCAAUAACUCAUCAGGCUGGGUGCAUGCAGUUUCGUUCUCCCCAAGCGGCGAUGCUCUUGCUUUUGCUGCCCAUGACAGUAGCAUCACCGUGGUCUAUCCUAAUGGAGCGGACCAACCUCCAAGGGCCGUGAUCAGUGUUAAUACCCAGUUGCUACCAUUCAUGAGUCUUAUCUGGAAUGGUGAGAGCGAGAUUAUUGCCGCUGGUUAUGACUGUGAAGCCUACCGUUUCAAAGGUGGUGAAGGUGGCUGGCAGCUUACUGGCUCAUUGGAAUCAAAGGGACGACCGGGACUUGGGGAUGCACGGGAAGAAUCAGCAUUCAACAUGUUCAAACAGAUGGAUCUAAAAGGGAAGACCAAGGAUGACACCCAAUUAAAGACCGUCCAUCAGAAUACAAUUAAUACGAUUCGUAUAUAUGAAGGCUCCGGCGGCACCGUUAGGAAGUUCAGCUCGAGUGGCGUGGAUGGAAGAAUCGUCAUCUGGAAUGCAUAA